UACUGUAACCUCUCAACAAGUAAAGACGUGAACGCUCCAGCAGAGGAGGUGCUUUGCCUUCAGGUCUGAGCAGCGUUUAAAUGCUCUGCUUUGGUAGAACAGACGUUCACAGUUGUGUCGUCUUCUUACAAUAGAAAUCAUUUUGGAUCAAAAUUUGGGAAUAUGGACAACUCCUCAAACUUGGACAUCUCAGACAAAAACUGUCAGGAAAACAUCGACCAAAACCGAGCGCUGUAUAUUUUCUACUCUUCUGUGGUAGCGCUGGAGUUAAUCUUGGGUCUUCUGCUGAAUGUUACAGUUAUCCAUCUCUUCGUCUUCAAGCUCAAGUUCUGGAAAUCUAAGACCAUUGACAUUUUUUUGUUCAAUCUGGUCCUGGCUGAUAUUUUGUUGCUGAUUGGAUUGCCCGUAAAGGCUUAUAACUUUCAGCAGUGCAGUGAACACAAGGUAGUGUGCAAAGUACAGCUCUUUCUGCAGUUUCUCAACCGAGGAGCCAGCAUCGCCUUCCUGACGGUCAUCUCCAUUUAUCGAUAUUAUAGCGUGGUCCAUCCUGGGAAGAGGAGAGUCCUGAGGAUUUUGAGAAUGUCGCCUCAGAUUUCUGUAUUAAUCUGGGUGCUGCUGGGAAUUUUGACCAUUCCAGCCAUGUUGCAAAGUUUUAUCAGAUGCAACAUCAGUGAAAAAGAUGAGGAACUCAACACCAGUGUUCUACUGAGGGAAAUUGUGUUUUUUACUCAGAUUUUCAUCCCCUUUCUAGUUCUUGUGUAUUGCUCAAUACGAAUUAUCAGAAGACUCAAACAGAAGUCGGUGGGUGACAAGACUAAGCUCCGGAGAGCGAUGUUCCUCGUCACUUCGGUGGUUUUCGUCUUUGCUGUCUGCUUCUUGCCUUAUGCCAUAACAAGAGCAGUGCAGCUAUAUAAUGAUGGGCACGUGAUGCAAGAGGAGAAAGUUACUGUCGUUAAACUGUACGAUGGGCUUAUUUGUCUGUCUUAUCUUAACUGUCUGCUGGAUCCAAUCUUGUACUGCCUGAGCAGCAGUAAAUUUAAGAAGUUAUACAUAUCAAUGUAUAUAUCAUUUUUUCUGGAGUUUGUACUGGAUGAGGUUCAAGAUGAUAGUGAGUAUGUUUUGGCCAAGUAA
This is a messenger RNA of Cyprinus carpio (common carp), 1131 nucleotides long. Its product is annotated as 12-(S)-hydroxy-5,8,10,14-eicosatetraenoic acid receptor-like. The record is from RefSeq and is a predicted model, not a curated record. NCBI's taxonomy places the organism in Eukaryota, Metazoa, Chordata, Actinopteri, Cypriniformes, Cyprinidae. Gene Ontology annotation, cellular component: membrane. Gene Ontology annotation, biological process: G protein-coupled receptor signaling pathway. Gene Ontology annotation, molecular function: G protein-coupled receptor activity.